This is a messenger RNA of Misgurnus anguillicaudatus (oriental weatherfish), 4327 nucleotides long. It is a transcript of the gene fzd5, whose product is annotated as frizzled class receptor 5. Gene Ontology annotation, cellular component: plasma membrane. Gene Ontology annotation, molecular function: Wnt receptor activity; Wnt-protein binding. Gene Ontology annotation, biological process: non-canonical Wnt signaling pathway; canonical Wnt signaling pathway. The record is from RefSeq and is a predicted model, not a curated record. Lineage: Eukaryota; Metazoa; Chordata; Actinopteri; Cypriniformes; Cobitidae.
GUCUGAAAGUUGUGGGCGUGUUUUGGCGGGUGGAGUAUUGCACUUACUGAAGGCAGGCAGCUCAGGCAGCACAGAGUAAAUAAAUUACUGCUACAGCAACACACAGCGGCAGCACGCGCACGGCAACUCACUAAAAUAUACAUGCUUUAAAAUCAUUUCAAAAAGUUUCGUGUGAGAAGUGCGUGGGGUUCAUACGUCAUAAAGUGCGUGAAAGGACUCCAGCGGAUUGUUUGGACACGCAACGAAGGGAAUGGCAAGCAGCACCUGAAACCUGUUGCGUUUGACACAAAUGCGAAACGUAAUUUUGUCAUUUUUGUACUCUUAAUAUAUCUAAAAAGUAGUUAUUUUUGUACAUCAGUACAUUUCUUUCACAUCUUUUGUUUUAUUUAUUUUUUACGCUUUUUUGGUUUUGAAUCUCUUAACCUUUCGCCGGAUUUCGUUCACCUGCGGAGUAGAAUUUCAAACAGAGCCGAAGGGAAACAAGACGUUUAAAAUGUUACUUUACAGCAAAGAUUUCGGGGGAAAUGAACUUUCCACCUUCACCCGGUUUGCUCGGUGAAUGAUUGACCAUUCAGUCCACGGAUGCGCGUGCUUUUCCACGCCCGUGUGUUUGAAAUGCGCGCACACACUUCGAGUACAGUGCGCGCGCUCGGUGUCUGGAAUGAAACUUCACUGUGAUUUACAACCUUGUGGACUGUGGACAUGCUGCUGGAGCUAUUAAGGUUUCCUUUUGGGAUUUCUUCAGCAAUAAAUUAAAAAGAAAGAAAGGAAGAGAGAGAGAGAGGAAAAAGUGAGCUGAGAAAAUACUCAAAAGAACUGAAAUGAGUCUUUAUUUCAAUAUGAGGAAACCUGCAGAUUUCACUUUGGAGGUGCACCUGGUUGGAUUUUGGCUAUGUAUUCUGCUCCUGUUGCAACUGUCUUGGCACGGCGAUGCUGCCUCUAAGGAUAUAGUGUGCGAGCCCAUCACCGUACCAAUGUGCAAAGGUAUUGUUUACAACCAAACGUACAUGCCCAACCAAUUCAACCAUGACACCCAGGAGGAAGUCGGCUUGGAGGUGCACCAGUUCUGGCCACUGGUUCGAAUCCGUUGCUCCCCAGACUUGCUUUUCUUCCUCUGCAGUAUGUACACUCCCAUAUGUCUUCCGGACUACAAAAAGCCCCUGCCACCGUGCAGAUCCGUGUGUGAGAGAGCUAAGAGGGGCUGCUCUCCACUCAUGAUCCAGUAUGGGUUCGAGUGGCCAGAGCGGAUGAAUUGUGAGCAGCUCCCCGUGCUAGGCGAUACCGAUCGACUUUGUAUGGACGAGAACAGCAGUGAGACCACAACUCUAUCACCUCUCUUCCCCAAACCCACCCCCAAAGGAACCCCAAAGCACAAAGCCACUGCAAAAUCCGCUUCGGUGCAGAAGUGUGACCGCGAGUGCCGUUGCAGAGACCCCCUGGUGCCCAUCAAAAAAGAAGCACAUCCUCUUUAUAACCGUGUGCACGUUGACUCUUUACCCAACUGUGCUUUGCCUUGCCACCAACCCUACUUUUCCUCGGAUGAACGGACGUUCACGACCUUUUGGAUUGGCCUGUGGUCGGUGCUGUGCUUUGUCUCCACGCUUACCACAGUGGCCACUUUUCUUAUUGACAUGGAGCGUUUCAAAUAUCCAGAGCGGCCUAUUAUCUUUCUGGCUGCUUGUUAUCUGUUUGUGUCGCUGGGUUACAUCGUACGGCUGCUUGCGGGCCAUGAGCGAGUGGCUUGCGAGGGCUCUGGCGAUCAACAGCACAUCCUCUACGACACCACGGGUCCAGCCCUUUGCACGCUGGUCUUCCUGCUCAUAUACUUUUUUGGAAUGGCCAGCUCCAUCUGGUGGGUGGUGCUGUCCUUGACUUGGUUCCUGGCUGCAGGGAUGAAAUGGGGAAAUGAGGCCAUCGCAGGUUACUCACAGUACUUCCACCUUGCCGCCUGGCUCAUGCCUAGCGUGAAGUCCAUUGCUGUGCUAGCCUUAAGCUCGGUGGACGGCGACUCAGUGGCCGGUAUCUGUUACGUCGGCAACCAAAGCUUGGAGAGCCUGCGUGGCUUCGUGUUGGCACCUUUGGUUGUUUACCUCUUUACCGGCACCCUCUUUCUGCUUGCUGGCUUCGUUUCGCUUUUCCGAAUCCGGAGCGUCAUUAAGCAGGGAGGGACAAAGACGGACAAGCUGGAGAAGUUGAUGAUUCGCAUUGGGCUCUUUACCGUCCUUUACACUGUGCCUGCAACUAUCGUGGUGGCCUGCCUGGUUUACGAACAGCAUUACAGGCCGAACUGGGAGCGGGCACUGGCCUGUUCGUGCCCGUCCGAACGACAGCGGUUGGGCGUGGGCCCAGACUAUGCCGUCUUUAUGCUAAAGUAUUUCAUGUGUCUCGUGGUAGGCAUCACCUCAGGUGUGUGGAUCUGGUCAGGAAAGACUCUGGAGUCCUGGAGGCGCUUUGUGGCACGGUACGUCCCCUGUAAGUCCCGUAAGCCACCCGUAUCAGCCUCAUCCAUGUACAGCGAGGCCAGUACUGCUCUUACAGCCCGAGCCGGCACGACACCCACUGGGACCUACCACAAAUCUGCUCCAUCAUCACACGUGUGAACAUUGUCCCAGUGCUUUAGAAAUCCUGCAAACAUCAAACGUUUGCAGGUCAUGACUCUGAAUGAGCAGGUGUCUGUUCGACCUUGCAAUGACAUCUCUACAGGUUCCAGAAACGGCACAGAUACACUAUUAUGAAGGAUUUUUUACAGACUGUUAGCUAUCAUUCAUGGAUCUAAUGUGGACAGGAAUGAAAACUGUGAUGUGUAAAGUUCAACAUACUUUUACAGUUGUCAUUAUGAUCUUAGCCAUUUUCUGUGAAUUUUAGAACACGAAUUAUUGAAAAAAAAAGUCAGAGGUUAAUGCUUAAUAUGAACCAAGAAGGUUCGUAAAUGAAAUGCUACAAUUUGAGGAGUUUGUGGUGAAAUUUUAUUUAUUUGUAUUUUUGUAAAUAUGCUAUUCGAGAACAUUGUGAUAAUGCAGGUAGCUGUCGCUCUGUUGUGUUUGUGACUUUAUCAGCAUAUUUACAGGAUGUAGGUUGGAUGUUUUUUGUAACACCAUCCUGAUCUAAUUUACAAAUGUAUUUUAUUAGUAAAAUGUAAAUAGAUGCUUGCAUGGCUUCUCUUGUGAGGGAGAACAACCACUGUGCAGAUGAAUACAACAUGUAAGAAAAUGGGAGGAGAAUGCUUUAGUUUGGUGUUUGUUGCAUACGCCAGACCCGUUUAGCUAACUAUGAUUUAGUGUUCAUUGGUGCCCUUCAACGUCUCCCUUAGUUAAAGGGAUAUUUCACCCAAAAAUGAAACUUUGGUCAUCUUGUACUCACCCUCAUGUUGUUCUGAACCUGUAAGAGUUUUUUAUUCUGUUGAACACAAAAGAAGAUAUUAGGAAAUAAAUGAUAGUAUGCACACAGUUGACAGUACUCAUUGACUUCCAUAGUAUUUGAUUUUCAUACUAUUGAAGUCAAUGGGUACCGUCAACUGUCAUUUAUUAAAAUAUAUUUUUUAUGUUCUCAAACUCAUACAGGUUUAGAACAACAAAGGGUGAGUAAAUGACCAAAGUUUAUUUUUUUGGUGAACUAUCCCUUUUAACUGACCAUGUAUUUUAGAUUCUCACAGCCGUCCCUGCGCUGGUAAUGGAUAGUCGGUUAGCAUCCGUUGGACAGUGUUAAAUGAUGGGAUGUAUCAAUAGGGCAGUUCAGAAAGUCUGUACCACUAUAAUCUGAUCUUGACUUCCCUCUGGUGGUCAGUAGUUCAACCUCUGCAUGAGGUUUAGAUGUUACCUAACUUUGUUGACCGUAUCAAAGAUAGGGUAAAGCCAAAUAUUAACAGGUUACAAACAUUGGAGCAUGUCACAUGCUUAUUUGGAUCACAAAUUUCUCAUUAUGGUGGAUUGCAUUUUUGCUGUCUGAGAUAAUCUUGUUCACCUCUGUGUAGAUUUUUGUAAAUGUCUAUGUUUUGGCUUAAUUUUUACUAUCCAAGCUGGUGUAGAAAAACUUUUCCACUACUAAAUUAAGAUUUUAAAUUAUCCGAGAUGAACUCUAAACUGAUUAUAUAGUUACACCACUUACAGUUUUGUGGUGUGUGUAUAUAAUUGUUUGGCUCUAUUCAUUUGUAAAUCUUGUAAGAGUCUAGCCUAUGACUUUGUACAUAUUUUGUUUAGCUAGAAAUAUCAAAUUCAGUGCUACAAUUUUAAAGAGAUUCUUAGAUAUUUAUAAAAAGCGUUUUACAUGUUUCUUUCGUUUCUCUUACUGGUAGAGAAUAAAAGUGAGCUGCAAUCUGUGAACCUGCAAA